This is a messenger RNA of Syngnathoides biaculeatus (alligator pipefish), 2606 nucleotides long. It is a transcript of the gene cpne4b, whose product is annotated as copine IVb. Gene Ontology annotation, molecular function: calcium-dependent phospholipid binding. Gene Ontology annotation, biological process: cellular response to calcium ion. The record is from RefSeq and is a predicted model, not a curated record. Gene Ontology annotation, cellular component: plasma membrane. NCBI's taxonomy places the organism in Eukaryota, Metazoa, Chordata, Actinopteri, Syngnathiformes, Syngnathidae. The coding region runs from base 247 to 1908 and encodes 553 amino acids. The transcript has 16 exons.
GGAGCGCGUCCUGGCCGCGCUUGCCCGCUGGGAAUUUGUAUUCGGCUCCAAUACUUGGUUGUCAGCACCAUCCUCACUCAGCUCUGCGGUGUUGUGGGUGACUGAAAUCCGAAAAGACAAAAGAGUGUGUGAGAGGAGGAGGGAGAAGGGUCCGGAGACAGCGAUGUGAUUGUCACGUCAGCGGCGGGGAAGUUUUUGGGCUUGUUCGGACCUUCUCUUCAAGUGGGGCGUGAUUGCGCAUCGACGAUGAGCAAUAUCUACGAGUCCGCAGAGGCCACGCUGGGCUUUAUCAGCUCUCCGUGCCUCACCAAAGUGGAGCUGAGAGUGGCCUGUCGGGGAAUCUCAGACCGAGACGCCCUCUCCAAACCAGACCCUUGCGUGGUUCUGAAGAUGCAGUCUCAUGGCCAGUGGUUUGAGGUGGACCGUACAGAGGUGAUCCGCAGUAGCAGCGGCCCGGUCUUCUCCAAGAUCUUCCUGGUGGAUUAUUACUUCGAAGAGGUCCAAAGGCUGCGUUUUGAACUUCACGACAUCAGCUCGGGCAACAACGGCCUCCGGGAUGCCGACUUCCUCGGAGCCAUGGAGUGCACCUUGGGACAGAUUGUCUCCCAAAGAAAACUCAGCAAAGCCCUUCUCAAACAGGGAAACACCGCUGGAAAGUCUUCCAUCAUGGUGACGGCGGAGGAGCUGUCUGGUAAUGACGACUACGUUGAACUCUCCUUCAGCGCUCGUAAGCUCGACGACAAGGACUUCUUCAGCAAGUCAGAUCCUUUCCUGGAGAUUUUUAGAAUAAAUGAUGACGGGAGUGAAUCGCUUGUACAUCGAACAGAGACGGUGAUGAAUAACCUGAGCCCCGUUUGGAAGUCCUUCAAAGUUUCCUUGAACACUCUUUGCAGUGGAGACCAGGAAAGGGAGCUCAAGUGCACUGUUUGGGACUGGGACUCGAACGGAAAGCACGAUUUUAUUGGGGAGUUUCAGACUACAUUCAAGGAGAUGAGGGCAGAGCAGGAGGGCAAGCAGAUUCAGUGGGAGUGCAUCAACCCUAAAUACCAGAUAAAAAAGAAGAAUUACCGAAACUCCGGUGUCGUCUUUCUCAACCACUGUAAGAUCAUCAAAAUGUAUUCAUUCUUGGAUUAUAUCAUGGGAGGCUGUCAAAUCCAGUUCACGGUGGCAAUAGACUUCACGGCAUCCAACGGGGAUCCUCGAAACAGCUGCUCCCUUCAUUACAUCCACCCCUACCAACCCAAUGAGUAUCUAAAAGCUUUAGUGGCCGUGGGGGAGAUCUGCCAAGACUACGACAGCGAUAAAAUGUUCCCAGCGUUUGGUUUUGGAGCUUUAAUACCGCCUGACUUCAAGGUGUCACAUGAUUUCGCCGUCAACUUUGAUGAAGACAACCCCGAAUGUGCCGGAAUCCAAGGCGUUGUCGAGGCCUACCAGAAUUGUCUUCCCAAGAUUCAGCUGUACGGGCCCACCAAUAUUGCCCCGAUCAUCCAGAAAGUGGCCUCUUCGGCCUCUGAGGAGAUGCACACCAAAGAGGCCAUGGAAUAUUUCAUCCUCCUCAUUCUGACGGAUGGCGUCAUCACCGACAUGGCCGACACGCGGGAGGCCAUCGUGCACGCCUCCCAUCUACCGAUGUCCGUCAUCAUCGUCGGCGUGGGCAACGCGGACUUCACUGACAUGCAGAUUUUGGACGGCGACGACGGCAUCCUGCGUUCUCCCAAGGGCGAGCCCGUCCUCCGCGACAUCGUCCAGUUCGUCCCCUUUAAGGAUUUCAAGCAUGCAUCCCCAGCUGCCCUGGCAAAGAGCGUUUUGGCAGAAGUCCCGAACCAGGUGGUGGAUUACUAUAACGCUAAAGGCAUCAAACCCAAGUGUAUGUCGGACUAUGAGUCAACAAGGACCUUCAGUCCCUGACAAUGGACUGGCGAUAUGAUAUAUGUACACGUUUACACUCAAAUACAAAUGUGCAUUGCUUACCUACCGUAUACACACAUGCACAGUUACAUGUAAAUACAUAGACAUUUGUCUAGCUCAGAGAAAUAGCUCGUUUUGGUGAAGCAGUUUGAACCCCAUCAAUGACUAUUGCAUGUUUGGCCAUGAUGGCAUUAAACUGGGGAUUAUUACUUCUAUAUCUUACAGAUGUUUAUAGAAAUAAAUCUACUGAACCUGCAUGCAGACCUCAGCCUACCCAAAGAAAUGACACUAUACCUUAUUUAUAUAACUAGCAAAUGCAUAGAUCACACAUAUGCGAUGAAUAUAUUCUGAUAACUAGCAUUGCACUUUGUACUUAGAUGAAUAAUAUUAGUUUACUGAUGUUUUUUUUUUUUUUUUUUUUUUGCAUAACGGGAUGCAUAAUUCCACUCACAAAUCCCCUGUAGAUGCUUGCUGGUUAUGGAAUAAAGUAUAUCUGUCAUUUCAGUGACAUUCUGGGCUGUUUUUUUUUCUACAAAAAAAUGUUUUUAGCACAUAAUAACUCAAUAAUUGUAAUAAUUUCUUAAUAAUCUUCCUAAAUUGUAAAGAGUUUUUGCAGGGUUAGAUAGGUGUGCGUUGUUGAAACAAAUCUGUGAACUGUUUUUUUUUUCCCCCUGUAAACCGCAUGUUGAUUAUAAUAA